AUGAAUCAAAAUAAUCAAAUGGAAUUACCACAGAUGAAAUCCAUCUGGCUAGAUGAAGAUGAAGAAGUCGAGAAACUAUAUGGUGGAUUACAAGCUCAAAAGUUCCUUGCUGAUGAAAAUGAUGAAGAUAAUUUAGACAUUAUGGUUCUAAAUAGUGAUAAACCUGUCCUAGACAACAAGCGUUUCAAAAAUAUUCCAAUUAAUCCACAAUUCAACAUUACCAACACCAUCACCACAACAUCUACAUCCUCGGGUAAUUCAAAGAAGAAACAGAAGAAAAAACUUUUCCAACUAUUUGGUAAAAGUAAUAAUAAUAAUACUCAAUCAAAUAAUACUAUAUCAUUGAAAUCUAUCUCUUCACCAUUUGCCUUCCAACAUAUCUCUCACGCUGGGGAAAAAUCAGAAACUAAAAAUUUAAGAUCGAAAAGUAAUACCAGUAAUAACAAUAUGACAAUACAAGAAGAACCUCAACAGGUACAAAUACAUAAUUUACCUAUUUUCCAACAAAAUUUGACUGUACCUCCACGUCCAAUUUCAACUAGUACCGCUACAACUAGUUCAUCGAUGUACUCUAACAAUACUAUUGCCACGGGAAGAAUCUUAUCAAUGUCAACAAUGGCUACCACAUUCUUAGAAAAGACACCAUCUUCAAAUAAAUUAAAUCAUUAUUCUCAACAAUUAAACAAUAUGCCAAUGGAUCCCAAUCAUCAUUCACGUAACAAAUCAGACACUAGUGAUAUGUCCAUAGAUUUCUUGAAAAAUUAUUCAUUCCCAACUUUAUUAGAAGACAAGCCAAUAGUAAAUUUCGAACCAUCCAAGGAAGAAUUAGAAGAUCGCACUAACAAUAACAAUAAUAAAAAUAAUAAUAAUAAUAUAGCACCCAAUUCGAGCCUCAAUAGAAAAUCUGCAACAAUGAAAAACAUAAGAAUUUCCUCAUCCCCACACUUAUUAGUAUCUACACCUGAAUUAGAGGAUAAAUUGUUUACUGAAUCUGACAUAAGAUCAAUUAAAAAUCAUAAUAGAAGAAUCUCUGUCGAUGAUAUUCUUCGAUACUAUAACCAGUCAGGAAGUGAUGCUAGUUCCCCGAUCUUAUACGGCUAUGAAUAA
This is a messenger RNA of Naumovozyma dairenensis CBS 421, 1107 nucleotides long. It is a transcript of the gene GIC1, whose product is annotated as Gic1p. The transcript has a single exon. NCBI's taxonomy places the organism in Eukaryota, Fungi, Ascomycota, Saccharomycetes, Saccharomycetales, Saccharomycetaceae. Bases 1 to 1107 code for a protein of 368 amino acids. The record is from RefSeq and is a predicted model, not a curated record.